Messenger RNA from Canariomyces notabilis, 2028 nucleotides. RefSeq lists its product as uncharacterized. Bases 1 to 2028 code for a protein of 675 amino acids. NCBI's taxonomy places the organism in Eukaryota, Fungi, Ascomycota, Sordariomycetes, Sordariales, Chaetomiaceae. The record is from RefSeq and is a predicted model, not a curated record. The transcript is spliced from 5 exons.
AUGGGCGUGGAGUCCGUCGGCAGCAGCCCUCGAUCUUCGUUUGACCUCGACGAGAACGACCCCGAGACAGCAUUAAACCCGCAUGCCGAUGAGAACGACACAGCAGUCCCGCUCUUCCCGCUUCGGCGGCUCGACCAAGAUGGGAACCAUGUGGGCUCGUUUCCCCUCGCCGGGUCGGGGAAUGCCAUGUCAGUCUACGUGACGAUGCAUAGGAUCCGUCGUUUGCUCGUUGCAGCGAUCGACGAUACGUAUACUCUCGAUGAGCUUCGAGCUCCCCAUAUGGACCGCCUGCUUGUCCGCCCGCUUGUCGACCGCCUUUACAACCCGGGAGAUCCGGCUCUAGUCUACUGUCUCGUUGCCAAUCGCGUCCAAUUCCUGCGGCCCCGGUCGAACGAGGCCUUCCACAAAGGCAUCAACGAAUCCCGCGCACUUCUCUGCGAGUUGCUCGCCACCCGUCUCUUACGCCGCUUCCACGAAGACCACCCCGGACGCCCUGGACUGCUGUUACUCGCCAACAUCUUAGUCUCGGGGUUCGACCCUUGCGACACAGCGCCUGAGCCUGUGCGCUCUCGCCGGCCGCGAUGGGCGAUCCAGGAACGCGGCGGCCACGAGCGCAAGUUGACGGCUCUUGAGCUUGCCAUCAUCUCGGAGAGCAAGAUGCUCAUCAAGUCGCCGGCCUGCCAGCUCGUCGUGGACGCCGUGUACAAGGGAGUGGUGGUCUACACUCCGCUAUCGUUUGUCGACUUCCUCCCGGACCACUACAGAUAUCACCCGGUGUCGCUGUACGAACCCCGCCGUGCCGCCCUCCUCAACCACCGCCGACUGAUCGUCCCUCAGCUGCGGAAUAUCAUCGAGCUGGUGCAUUUCGCCAUACUUUUAGUGCUCUACAUGCUGACGGUGGCGCACUACGGUUUCGGCGGCGACAUGUCGGGCGUGCGCAUCUACGAGACGCUCUUCAAUGUGUUUACGUUGGGCUGGGUCCUCGAGCAGUUUGCCGCCGUGGUCGAGCACGGCUGGGAAGUCCAUGUCCAGAACCUCUGGUCUUUUCUUGAUGUGACGUUUGUCGUCAUCUACGCCACCUAUGGUCUCAUACGCAGCGUCGAGCUGCUCCUCGCCGACGACCCCUUCUACGCCCUCCCUGCGCUCUGCACCGCUGCCCCCGUGCUGCUCACACGCAUUGCUUUCACGCUCAUGCCCGACAACAUUGUCUUCAUUGCGUUACACGCCAUGAUGCGCGACUUUACGCGGCUGACCUUCAUCGCCAUCUGGUGCUUCGCCGGAUUUGUCAUGGCCUUGCUGUUGCUGGCACGAACAAGCGGCGACCUCAAUGUGGGCGUUACCUGGGCUACCAUUACCAAGUGGCUGCUGUGGAUCUGGUUCGGCCUGGACGGCACUGGCAUCGAGCGUGCGGCCGACUUCCACCUGAUUCUCGGCCCGAUGCUGAUGAUCACGUUUGCCUUUCUCGGCAACACGCUGUUCCUGACCAUCUUGGUCGCCAUGUUGACCAAUACAUUUUCCAAAAUCAUCUCCAACGAAGCCGCUGAGAUUCAGUUCCGCCGCGCUGUGCUCACCUUCCAAGGUGUCAAGAGCGACGCCAUCUUUUCGUAUCCACCGCCCUUCAACAUGCUCGCCCUACUUAUCCUGCUACCGUUAAAGCUCGUGGUCGGUCCGGCAGCAUUCCACCACAUCAACGUGGCCGCGAUUCGCUUCAUCAACGCACCGGUGCUUUUGCUCAUCAGCCUGUGGGAGCGCCGCCAGUUGUGGGCCAAGGGGUCGAAGACACGAAGACUAAAAUUUUGGCGCUACCUCAAAUUCCCCAGCUUGUCUCCCCACAGAGACAUACAGGCUGUAUUUAGCGCCGAGCCGCCGCCCGAUGUGAUCGACACGCUCGAGAAGCUGGAUCCCCUGGACGAGCUGAAGGCUGAACUGGAGUUGGUUGGGCCGCACACUCCCAGGGACUCGACGCGCCAAUCAUCACGGCGGCGCGAGACUUCCGACUCCAGCAGUCAUAGAAGGUCUGAUGGCUAG